Fusarium venenatum is the source of this 1233-nucleotide messenger RNA. RefSeq names its product glycoside hydrolase superfamily. The record is from RefSeq and is a predicted model, not a curated record. Gene Ontology annotation, cellular component: extracellular region; cell surface. Lineage: Eukaryota; Fungi; Ascomycota; Sordariomycetes; Hypocreales; Nectriaceae. Gene Ontology annotation, molecular function: beta-glucosidase activity. Gene Ontology annotation, biological process: glucan catabolic process.
AUGCUUUUCAAUCCGUUGUUAUAUCUAUUCCUUGGCGCAGCAAGUGCCUGGACCCCACAGUCCAGAGCGAUUGCAAAGGCCAACGGAGAAAAGAUCACCGAGCGAAGGCUACCCGACGACACCAAGAUUCGUGGUGUCAACCUUGGCUCGCAAUUCAUCAUUGAACGAUGGAUGGCUGAAGAGUCAUGGAAAACCAUGGGCUGCAGUGCUUAUAAUGAUGAAUGGGCAUGUGUCAAGGGUAUCGGUCAAGCUAAAGCCAACGCCGCCUUCAAAAAGCACUGGGAGACCUGGAUCACAGAGGCCGACAUCAAAGAGAUUGCCAGUCUUGGUCUCAAUGCCGUCCGAAUUCCUGUAGGUUACUGGAUGUACGAAGACAUCAUCCAAGACGGUGAAUACUGGCCUCGUGGUGGUAUUUGGCAUCUUGAUCGAAUCGUAGGCUUGUGCAAGAAAUACGGUAUCUACGUGCUUAUUGGUCUUCACUCUGGACCUGGGAUCAGUUCCCCGAACGAGCAGUUUACAGGUCAUUCUGUGCCAGACCCUGGAUUCUAUACCCCAGAAAACUACGAGCGAGCUUAUCGAUUCCUCGAGUGGAUGACGAAGCGCAUUCAUACUAACGGCAACUACACCACUGUUGGGAUGCUUGAGGUUUUGAAUGAACCUGUGCAUGUAGCAAAGUGGAAGGAUGAAGCAGCAGAUAUGAUCAAGAAUUACUAUCCGGGCGCAUACAAGCGUAUCACAGCCAUGGAGGGUUAUCUGAAGGUUGCUAGUGCUGACCGUUUACACAUUCAAUUCAUGGGCAAGUCCUGGGGAUCAGGAGACCCAAGAACCAAUCUCCCAGAUGACGAGCACAUAUUUUUCGAUGCACACCGAUACUUGAGCUUCGACAAUAGAAUUUCCGGAAACAAGAAAGCCUACAUCGAGACUGCUUGUAAGGAUGACAUGGGAAGACAUGUCUUUGUUGGCGAGUGGUCUCUAUCAGUGAACAGUACUUUGAAGAACACAAACGAAUUCAAGGUUGAUGGGCAAGAAACAUGGUACAAAGCUUAUUGGGCUGCACAAGCAGAGUCUUUUGAGAAGGGUGAUGGAUGGUUCUUUUGGUCUUGGAAGUGUGAUGGUACCUUGGGUAAGAAAGAUUGGCGGUGGUGCUACCAGUCUGCAGUUGCUGCAGGCGUUAUUCCCAAAGAUGCUGGCAGCGCUGCGAAGUUGAGCCCUUGUGAUAGGUAUACUCGAUAG